Molecule: messenger RNA, 447 nt
Organism: Nicotiana tabacum (common tobacco)
Lineage: Eukaryota; Viridiplantae; Streptophyta; Magnoliopsida; Solanales; Solanaceae
Source: RefSeq, a predicted model, not a curated record
AUGCGAUCCUGUGUCAAAUCUGCGAUCGCAGACCUGUCACAUUUCGAACUUUGCGAUCGCAGAUCUGUCGCAAAUUCCGCCAAUGUUGGCCAGUUUUGGGCACUGAUUUUGCAGUGCACUCUGCGGCCCGCAUUCAUGUUUUGCGGUCCAUUUUGCGAUCGCAAACCCGACUUCAGAGGGGAAAGAAUUAUGGUUGCUCCUCAAAAGAUUGCAGCAGUGAAGAAUUGGCCUAAACCUACCACACCAACUGAGAUUCGCAGUUUCUUAGGCUUGGUUGGGUACUACAGGAGGUUUGUGGAGGGGUUUUCUACUCUUGCCUCUCUAUUGAAUAAAUUGGCGCAGAAAGCAGUUAAAUUCCAGUGCUCCGAUGCUUGUGAAAAGAGUUUCCAAGAAUUGAAGUCAAGAUUGACAAUAGCACCGGUGUUAGCCCUGCCAGAGGGUACAUAG